GUAAUCACUUGGGAUUGUGAUGUGUUGUAAGAGUUAAGAGCUAUAAUCUCAUGAUAAGUUUAGCUAUAUUUAUGCUUGAAGAUGGAUUUGGUAAAGAAUUCCACGAUGUCGCUUAUACCUAUAUUGCUAGUGUCGUUUCUCCUGAUAGCUUUUGCGGUAUCGAAACGGAAUCACUAUCUGAAGAAUGUUGUUCACUCGCCCCAGAAACAUGGGAGUCGAGUAUCAGAGCCCAAGCUCAGUAUUGAGCCUCUUUCUGAAUUUGACUGCGAAAAUACAGAGCCUCUACAAUUUCGACCGUUCAAACCAAUUUACUACAUCACCAUGGCUCUCAAAUCAAGAACUCCGUCAGACCUCAUUAUCAUAGAUCGCAACUACUUAUCCCGCAUACGGGAACGGAAAGCCACGAUGACCAGCCAUGAGAAGCACACUCUUGGUUGUCUUCCGUUCGGGGCUGAAGCCGUUCAGGAAGCAUACACCUAUCUGUUAGGAGAUUACCUUCCAACAAGAUACCCCACCCUCUUCUCGAAGGACGACAAACGCUUCCACAACCGGGUCACUGGUGUUUCCCUUCCACUCUUAUCACCUGAAGACCCGAUAGCAGCGUUGCGUAGCCUGGGAGAGAAUGUUGAAGACGACAUGUUCUUCUUGCGUGAGACGCAGGAGGGACAUCAAUGUACUGCCUUCGUAUGCUGUUGUCCCUCUGGGUUUGACCCGGCGGAAAAGAUAGGCAAGUUGAUGAAGGAUAUCCAUGGGCCAGUGCCGUCGUAUGAGAAAAUCGGGCCGAGCAUGGAAAGAUACUUCAGCCGGCUAGAAGUUGGAAAGACCGUUUCUCGAGUCAAUUGGGCAGUUACAACGAACCCAGACUUGUUCAAUGUCUCCGGUAAUCACAUAAAUGAAGGGGACCAAUACCAGCAGAAUGCAGACAUUGACAUUGAAAAAACGCGGGUGAGGAUGGAGUUGCAGACAUUGACACGGCUGCCUAAGACCAAAGCGAUCUUGUUCUCGUUCAAAACAUACAUGUAUCCCAUUAAAGAGAUCAAGGCCGAAGGGUUGGGUCCAGAUCUUGCCAAUGCGAUCGAAGGGUUCAAAACAGGAAAUGCCCCUGGCAUGUGGGUUUAUAAGGGAGGCGUACGAUGGGGGAAGAGUGUAUGCGAGUACUUGAGAUCUUGAUAUAGGCAGCUACUAGGUAUACAGAUGGGAAUAUAAGUACUUAGCUGGGUGCCUAUAUGUGUAUAUGUUCACGGCGUUCUGGUCUCUGUGUGGAGAGGUUUCGCGCAGUCAUGAUGAAGACAUCGGAUGAAUUAUUGUAGAUAAUAGUUAGUUACCUAGGUACAUAAUUUAGGAGACUGGGGUAAGGUGCUUGG
Hypoxylon fragiforme is the source of this 1364-nucleotide messenger RNA. RefSeq lists its product as uncharacterized. Lineage: Eukaryota; Fungi; Ascomycota; Sordariomycetes; Xylariales; Hypoxylaceae. Bases 82 to 1170 code for a protein of 362 amino acids. The record is from RefSeq and is a predicted model, not a curated record. The transcript has 5 exons.